AUGAUUAAUUUUAUGGUCGGAACUUUCAGUUCUAUGAGUAUUAUUAAGUCUGAUUAGCUAAUUGCUUGCUUAUAUUUAAGCUUUAAGCAUAUAAAUGAAAAAAUAUGGGAAAUUAUUACAAGCAAUUAAAUUAAAGAAUUAAAUAUUGUGGCUUUCUAUAAUUUAUAGACAGAUUUAGUAGCUCUUUUUGAAGUUUGUAAUAAUAAUUAUUAUCAUUGUACAAAUUUGAUGGAAUGCCUAAGGGAGUUAAGAUAACUUUUAGAUUUAUUUUUAUUAAAUAAUCCAUUAGAUUAUUUAGAAGGUAAUAAUAGAUAUACUAAAUAUUCUCAUUUGAAUCCUGAAAAACUUAUUUUUAUUCUUGAAAAAUAUGUUAAACUUAAAACUAAAAACAAAGAUUUACAUAACGUUAGAAAAAGAGAAUGUAAACCAGUUUAUAAAAAACUUAGAGAAGAAUUAGGAUGGAAAAUAAAAUGA
This is a messenger RNA of Ichthyophthirius multifiliis, 474 nucleotides long. RefSeq lists its product as hypothetical. Gene Ontology annotation, cellular component: membrane; exocyst. Gene Ontology annotation, biological process: Golgi to plasma membrane transport; intracellular protein transport; exocytosis. The record is from RefSeq and is a predicted model, not a curated record. The transcript is spliced from 3 exons. Lineage: Eukaryota; Ciliophora; Oligohymenophorea; Hymenostomatida.